CUUGGUUGGUUAUUCUUCCUCUCUCUUUGUCUCUGCUACUGAAAUGCUCUUUUAUCUCUAUCUCUCUAUCUAUCUAUCUAUCUAUCUAUCUGGGAUUCCUCUAAAUUAAACUCGCACUCUCGCGGAAUCACCUCUCAUGCCUUUGCUUGAGAUGACACUGAGGGCGCCUAUGCCUUCUUCAUAUUACCAUGCCGGAAGAGACUCAAGUUGGAAAUCCAUGGACUUUGACAAGCUUCAAAAGGAGAAUUUCAAUGUCGGCCGCCUUAACUUGAACAAGUUUCCAUUCCUUAUUAAGGCAGUUGCUACCUGUGAACCCGACACUUUGCUUCCCAAACACGACAAAUGCGACCUGCUUCCCAAUCCUCACUCUUCUCUUGAUUUUUCUGACGACGAACCAGAAGUUGCUCUCCAGGACUGCGAAAAGUUGAGAAGAAUGAGGAUUUCAAAAGCUAAUAAAGGCAACAUGCCAUGGAACAAAGGAAGAAAGCACAGUGCUGAAACUAUUCAGAAAAUCAAGGAAAGAACAAGGCUAGCAAUGCAGAAUCCUAAGGUCAAAUUGAAGUUGAAGAAUCUCGGGCAUGCACAAACCACAGAAACGAAACAGAAGAUUGGUGCUGGAGUGAAGUUGCGAUGGGAAAGGAGGCGUGGAAUGAAGGUGGUACAGGAGACUUGCUGCUUUGAGUGGCAAAAUUUAAUUGCAGAAGGUUCAAGGCAAGGCUAUGUUGGUCAGGAAGAGCUGCAAUGGAAUUCCUAUGAAAUCUUGGAUGAACAGUUGAAGCAGGAGUGGUUGGUGAGUAUUGAUCAAAGGAAACGAAUGCCUGGGGCACCAGGCAGCAAAAGAGCGCCCAAGUCCCCUGAACAGAGGAGGAAAAUUGCAGAAGCCAUUGCUGCAAAAUGGGCUGAUCCUGAAUACCGCGACAGAGUUUGCUCUGCAUUGGCCAAGUAUCAUGGCAUUGAAGCGGGUGCUGAAAGGAAACCUCGAAGAAGACCAAGUGAUGUUGCACGCCCUGCCAAGAGAAAAACAACCACUGAUUCUGGCGAUAGAUUAAAGUCUGGCCCCAAAAUUCUUAACCCUAUUCGACUCCGAAAAAGCAAAUCCCCUGCCUAUAUAGAUCCUUUGGUGAAUUCCAAGCUUGAGAUGAUAAAGAACAUUAGAGCACAGAGAGCUUCUGAAGAAACCAGACAAACUCAUGCCAUUGAACGAGCAAGGCUAUUGAUUGCUGAGGCUGAGAAAGCUGCCAAGGCUCUUGAGGUUGCUGCGACAAAGAGCUCCAUUGCACAGUCUUCUCUCAUAGAAACCAGAAAGCUUAUAGCUGAAGCUAUUCAAACACUUGAAUCCAUUGAUACACAAGGUGUAACUGAGAGUAAUGUUCCUUCGGUGGGUUUGGAUGAGAUCAGUGAGGAAAACGGAUCAGCAUUCAAAGUUCUAGACCAAUCCCAAAUGGCCCAAGUAAAUGGACACUCGACAUUAUCAUCAAGUGACUACAAGUUCUCUGAAGAUUUUGGUGAGUUUCCCUUGGAGAAACCAGUUAUUGGUGAUCAAGAACUUCACCUAACCAAUGGCUGUGCUUCACUACCUUAUACUUUAAUUAGCCAGAUGAAUGAAUCUAGUCCAUCAAAUGAACAAAGGGAAGCAGAACAGGAUCAUUGCAGUGAACGCAAAACAGAUCCCUCUCCAACUGUGAUGGGAACUCAGUCUCUUGAAGAUGGGACACUAUCUAGAUCACCUACUGUAGUAACUAGAAAGUGGGUUCGCGGAAGGCUCGUUGAAGUGGCUGAAGAGGAAAAAUAAAUUGUGUAAAGCUUAGCUCAGUUUUCAAACACAAUACAUAGCAAUGCCAUAUCUUUCGCUGCAUGUUAUGUAGAUCACCAUAAGUACCACAUAUUUUUAUUCCUUGACAGUGUUACAAGUGCUAUGCUGCACUCAUUCAAAUCAUGAUUUGCCUCCUAUCAGCGCUGCAGCACCCAACCACGUGUAGGAAGGCAGGUGCACUUCUGUCAGUUCACUAGAUUUUCUAAUUCAGUUAAUCAUGCUACGUUAAACUAUGUAUCAAUCAUAUGAAUAUUUUGUUACAUUAUAGCUUUGAGUUGGUUUGAGUACUUAAUGCUGUAGUUUCGCAGCAACUGCAGAGAUUUGAGUGCCAAUUGCCUCUCAGCCAGGAAAUUCUAUUGUAA
Molecule: messenger RNA, 2175 nt
Organism: Lotus japonicus
Lineage: Eukaryota; Viridiplantae; Streptophyta; Magnoliopsida; Fabales; Fabaceae
Exons: 7
Coding region: 137-1792 (551 amino acids)
Molecular function (GO): DNA binding
Source: RefSeq, a predicted model, not a curated record